CUCAGUGCUGGCAUGCCAGAACCUUCUGUAGAUCCUCCCUCCCUUAUCCUCCUGAUCAUCUUUGGAAUUCGUCGAUCCACAUCCAUAGAAGUGGCAGCUUAGCGUCCUGAACCCGCAGUCUGAUGAGCCCAUCACCGCCGAUACUCUUCCUGCUCCUCCUCUGGACACACGGCCCAGUUCUGUUUGCAGUCCGACAUGGGCUGCCCGUCCAGGAAUAUCGACUUCCUAGUGAAGUGGCGGAGAUGCAGGUCCGUGGACAGCUGGACAGCCCGGCAACCAGCCGGUCUCCCGAGCUGGCCUUCCUAGCGGACGUGGUGGGUCAGAACCGCCUGUGGCUGAUUGUAGCCCCUACGCGCUCAGACUCCUAUUUGCGCAUGAUGGAGCAGCAGAUCCAGGACAUGGAGGCGGAGGGCCUGAACUGCCGUCUGGCGGCCAGGGACACAGUCAUCCUCACCAUCAUCCAGAACGCUAUGAUGGAGGGAACGCUGCGCCGCCACAGCUCCCAGGGAACCGCAACCGAGGAUACUCUGGAUCCAGAGACAGUCAGCAGGCUUCUCCACCACCUGCAGGUCCCAGAGCAGACCUUCUGCAUGGUCAUCUUGAAGAAGAACCUGCAGGAGAGCGUCCGGUUCCCAUACCCAGUGAGGGUGCAGGCCGUGCUGGAGGCCAUCGACCAAAUGCCCCUGCGCAAGCUGGAGCGCCUCACUGGCAAGGCCCCUCCAGUGAAGUGCAAGGUGUCCAAGAAAAAGGGGCAACGAAAGAAGAAGGCGCAGGGUCAGGGCUUCAGCGCGCUCCGGGGGAGAAAUCCCACCAUGGUGGUUAGACAGCGCAAACCCCUGGACAGGAAGUCUGCCCUGAGGAGCAAGGUACAGGACAUCCUGAGAGGCCAGUCCCGGUUUGUGAUCCGCAAGGGCUCCCACCGGCCCAGAGUCCUGCCUGGCCCCACCCAGCAGCCAGUCGGCGAGACAGCCACCCGUAAGGACAGCGCCCCCUGGCGCUCGGAGGCCAACGUGAACGGCAACAACCAGGGAGGUAAAGGGGCCGAGAGGAGAGACGGGGUGAGCUCUGUAGAGAGUCCCGGGAUGGAAAGAAGUUCUGCAAAGUCCACGAAGAAAAGCAAAGGAAAGAAGGAGAGGAAGAAGAAGAAAGAAAAAGGAAGGGGGAGAAAACUGGGGCAGAAUGCAGCAGAGAAAGAAAGAAAAGCGCUGAGGGCAUAUUUGGAGAAACAGCGAGAGAGAAUGCGGCUUCUGGUGAUCAGUGCCCCCAGUAAAGAGGGUCCGCAGUACAUCCAGCAGAGGUCAGAGAUGGAGAAGCAUGGCUGUGAGCUGGGUCUGAGGAAUGUAUCCGUGGUAACGGUCCUGGGUGACGCCACUCUGUCACUGCAGCACUGCAAUCCCGGGGCGGAGUCCUGUCAACAGCAGGCCUCUGAGGAAUCCACCAAUCAGGAGCUUAUCUCGCAGCUGCGCAGGGAGUACGCCUUGCAGCCGGGGACCUUCCACGUGGUGCUAACUGACUAUGAUCUCAAGCCACAGAAGCGUUUUGACAGCCCGGUGACUGGGACCGUGAUAAUGGACCACCUGGAUGCCCUCCCGUCAAGACAGGCUGAGCUGGGCAGGGACGGGAUGCCCUACUGGUCCUGCCCCAGCUCCCAGGACCAGGACAAAAGUGAAAAGUCUUUGCUGAGGUUUGUGUCUAAGAGGAGGCUUCUGAUCAUCUCUGCCCCCACAGAGGAUGACUACUCAUUCCAGCAGCAGCUGCAGGCCCUGGACGGACAGACCUGCCCUCUGGGAAUACGGCAUUUUGCGUUGCUGAAGCUGGUUGGUGAGGGACCCUCAGCUUCCGGCUUUGUGGAGCUCUUUCCACUAAACGGGAAAAGCCAGUCGGAGGUGGAGCGGCUCUCUGCGGAUUCGGUCAACGGGCUUCGCGAGCAGCUGAAAAUCAGCCGGGACUACUUCAGCAUGGUGGUGGUGGGCAAAGGCGGUGACGUCAGGGCCUGGUUUCCCACCCCCAUGUGGUCGAUGGCCAGCAUCUAUGACGUCGUGGACUCCACAGAGUUGCGACAGCAGGAACAGAAACUACAAGUCACCCUGGGAAUCGAGUGCCCAGAAGAUAAUGGUGGCAGGAUCGAGGACAUUGGUGAAGAGAGCUACCUCUACAGCAGGUCAGAAGACUGAGGGUGCACCAGUGACUCAGAAGGAGUCUCCCCACUCCUCACCAAAGCCACCCAGAGCUAUAACUUGGAGAAGGUGGCUGGUUUGAUGGAUGGUCAACAGCGGGCAAAGCAGUUAACUUAGUUUGUAAGAGGUACUUAACCUCACCUGCUAAGUACAAAAUCCAGAUUCACAGUGAAAAGUCACUGAAAAAGUCACUUUUGGACGAAAAUGCUGUGUAAAUAUCAUUUGCGGAAAUGUGAGACUGAGCUGCAGUUAUGGUGGGUCGUUAAGGGUGAUAUUUACUGGCAGUGUGAUUCUGUUGUCCAUGCAGAUACUUCCUCUGUGUUACUCUUCCAUAUGAAGCUGUCAGCAGCUUACCGCCAACGCCAAACUAAGCUUAUUCCCCUGAGGACAGUCCCACAUGCUUAGAACCUUCUUGCUGUAAUUUACAUCAGUUUGUUUUCUUCUAAACAUCUUAUGGUAUAGUUAACUAGUUUGUGUACACAAACAAAGUAAGCAGAGUGAAUGUAGUAAUUAAAUCAUAUAACCGUU
Molecule: messenger RNA, 2705 nt
Organism: Brienomyrus brachyistius
Lineage: Eukaryota; Metazoa; Chordata; Actinopteri; Osteoglossiformes; Mormyridae
Gene: ccdc80l2
Product: coiled-coil domain containing 80 like 2
Exons: 7
Coding region: 123-2174 (683 amino acids)
Source: RefSeq, a predicted model, not a curated record